CUCUCUCUCUCUCUCUCUCUCUCUCUCUCUCUCUUUCUUUAUCUCGCCCACUGACUGAUUCAAUAGAACCGUUAAACUAUCGGCAUAUUCACACAAUCGCCCCCCGCCCGCUUUCUCAUCCCCCUACUAAGUCAAUCUGUUAUCAAUAGACAAUGACAAGCCAUAGUUCAGGAUCCGAUUUCUUACCCAGGGCCGGGUGAAUAAUCAGUUCACUAAGUAAAUAAAAAAGGGUCACAAAUUUUAGACAGAUCUUCGACUGCCGAGAGUGUAAGCGUUUGAGAAGUAUUAUUUCUCUGAUAGCAAGUAGGGUGGUGUCAUAAUUUCGAAUCAAGAGACUCACUUUUAUUUUUUGGAUGUGAGCUGAGAUAAAACUGUUUAAUAAAAUAAGAAGUCUUAAUUUCUUUUUUAUUUUUAUUUUCGCUGUUUCCGUGCGUAUGUGUUCCACUUUCGAUUCUGAAUAGGGAAUUCUCAAGUUUGUUUCUUGCAUUUAGGAGGAUAUCUGUUGUCAAAUAAAUAACAGACGAUAGCGCAAAACAAAUUGAUACACUGACGUACCGAAUUCGGGUAGAUUACGAUAAACCUUACCCUUUCUCUUUAUAGCGUCUCCAAAAGCUAAACACGCAUAAAUCGUAUCAAAUCACUCAGGGCGGGAAGUUUGAUUGCCAUAAAAUGUAGUUUUUAUCAAAGAAACAAGAGCAGUAACUUCACCGAGGAGCAAAAGCCGUAAGGCAGGUAAACUUCUUCUUUGGUAUUUGUCCAAAACGGUUUUUCAAAUCGAAAGAGAGACAAAGGACGAGCUGCGACAACGACUGGGAGAAGGCGGCUCUUGGCCGUCCCCGUUUCAAUACAGAAAUGUCGUGUUCUCGUGCUCUCAACUUUCUCCGGAUCGUGUUCUGUGUCGCCUCAGCAUGGACUACAAUGACACACGCGCAGAUGCCUCGGACUGGUGCUUGACCUUUGACCCCGUGGACCGCCUUGACCUGACCUCUGUGCCAGAGUAUACACUGGUGCUGACAUGUGAGGACGCAGAUGGACUGUCUGACAGCAUGGCGGUCAAGGUGAUGGAAUUAUCCGGGCCAGCAGCGAUCUGUCACAAGAGUGUACCUCUGAUGUGACGUUCGAGGUGUUUGCCGAUGACAGAGUUAACACACCUGUUGGGCCCUUUGUUGUGUCUGUAACAUUGGAUGGAGCCAACCAGUCCCCGUCCAUCACCAACAUGGACGAGACGGUGCAGCUGGAGGAGGAGAAGGCUGGGGACUUCUACACCAUUCAAGUCACAGACGACGGUGACGUCAGAGACCUGGCCUACACGCUGGCCGCCAACCCUGCCAGCGCCCUCGGUUUCUUCAGCAUCACCUCCAGCAAACCACCUCACCUGCGAGUGACUGGCGGCUUGGACUACGAGGAUCUAUCGCACCGGCGCGUGACCUUGACCCUUGAGGCCAAGGACAAGGGUGGCUGCAGCACAGGGGUCAAACGGUUAAUCGUGGAGGUCACGGACGUGAACGAAGAGCCUGUGUUUGACCACAACCCUGUAACGCUCACCGUCUAUGAGGGUCACAUCACCGUGGCAGACGACAAGUGGAAAGUCCUUGACCCUGACGCUCACGAAAGCCUAUCUUUUGCUUUGGUCAAAUCCUCCUAUCCCGGAAUGUUUGGCGUCGACUCCAAAACAGGCACCAUAGAGUCUUUAAGUGACUACGACGUAGACAAAAACCGGAUGCCCGAUACCGUGACCUUGACCUUAGAGGUCACGGACAAAGGGGACCUGAAGGACCAGACCGAGGUCACCCUGAAUGUCUUGGACGCCAACGACAACCGGCCAAAGAUCAGAGACGUGAGCAAGUCUUUCACUGUCACCGAGUGUACUUCUCCAG
This is a messenger RNA of Aplysia californica (California sea hare), 1877 nucleotides long. Its product is annotated as protocadherin-1. NCBI's taxonomy places the organism in Eukaryota, Metazoa, Mollusca, Gastropoda, Aplysiida, Aplysiidae. Gene Ontology annotation, biological process: homophilic cell-cell adhesion. Gene Ontology annotation, molecular function: calcium ion binding. Gene Ontology annotation, cellular component: plasma membrane. The record is from RefSeq and is a predicted model, not a curated record.